This is a messenger RNA of Microplitis demolitor, 1284 nucleotides long. It is a transcript of the gene eIF2Bbeta, whose product is annotated as translation initiation factor eIF-2B subunit beta. The record is from RefSeq and is a predicted model, not a curated record. Gene Ontology annotation, biological process: translational initiation. Lineage: Eukaryota; Metazoa; Arthropoda; Insecta; Hymenoptera; Braconidae. Gene Ontology annotation, molecular function: translation initiation factor activity; guanyl-nucleotide exchange factor activity. Bases 165 to 1223 code for a protein of 352 amino acids. Gene Ontology annotation, cellular component: eukaryotic translation initiation factor 2B complex. The transcript has 5 exons.
AUCGCCAACGAAUGAUGAAAUUUAUUUUUAACUAAAAAUUAGUUUUAUAAAAAAAAUAUAUAAAUUGAUUGAGAUUUUGAUAUAUUUAUACGUGAUAUUUUUAAUAAAGUGAUAGACUAUAAAUAUUUAUAUUUAAUAUAUAAUAUAAUUUAAAUAAUUUAAAAAUGGUGGAAGAUAAAGAUAAUAUUCAUGAAAGUGCUUUAUUAUUAAUUAAAAAUAUUAAAUAUGAGAAACUUACGGGUACAUAUAAUAUUGUUGUGGAAACAAUAAAAACACUUAAAGAAAUAAUAAGCAAUAAAGAAUGGAGGACCGCUAAAGAACUUAUGGACCUGAUAGUGUUCAACGGCAAAUAUAUUAUCAAUGCAGUACCACUGGAAGCAUCUAUAGGCAACAUGGUCCGAAGGAUACUCCAAAUUAUCCGCGAGGAAUACACGUCCGAGAUAAAAAACAAACCCGACGAAUCCGAUGGCCAGGAGUCGCUCCAUAAAAUUUUGACAUCCGGCGACCGCGAUAUUGAUUUCAAUACUCCGGUUCCUUCGCUAAAGUCUGCCUUGAUUGAUCACAUUAAUGAGUUUGAAGUCGAACUAGAGACCUGCUCAGAAAAUAUAACACAGCAAGCGUCAGAACAUAUACAUUCAAAUGAAAUAAUAAUGACACUGGGUAAAUCUAAAAUAGUUGAAGAAUUUUUUAAAAAAGCCGCGGAAACACGUGCGUUUGAAGUCAUUAUUGCUGAAGGCGCGCCAUUUUUAGGAGGACAUGAAAUGGCGGCAAAUUUGGCGAAGCAUAAAAUAAAAACGACAUUAAUAUCAGACGUCUCAAUAUUUGCAAUGAUGUCACGUGUUAAUAAAGUUAUUAUUGGCACCAACACUGUGAUGGCUAAUGGUGGAUUAAAAGCUAUCACGGGAUCACGUACAGUAGCGCAAGCAGCUAAACAUUACUCGGUACCAGUAAUGGUACUGCUGCCUCUGUAUAAAUUAUCACCUCGUUAUUUAUGUUCGUACGAGCAAGACGGUUUUAAUAAACACAUCGCUCCGAUUCAGGGUGUUAUUGAUGGCAAUAAUGCCCCAUUGAUGGAAAUAAUUCAAGCGCACAAUCCUGUUUACGACUAUGUACCUCCAGAACUUGUUAAUUUAUUUAUAACAAAUACGGGCGGAAAUGCACCAUCGUAUGUCUACCGUCUGUUAACGGAACUCUAUCACCCGGAUGAUUAUGAAUUAAAUUAAAUAAAAGUGUUAUUAUUAUUUAUAAAAAAUUUAAUAAAUUUUUAUUGACUUAGAAAAUUUA